GAGCAGCGCCAUGGAGACGCCCCACAUCGACCACUUAAGCUUGGAGGACUACGAACACGUUUACGAGCCGGCAGAGGAUUCAUUUCUGCUGCUGGACGCCUUGGAAAAGGAUCUGGAAUACCUGGACCAGCUGCAGCCGGGACUGUGCGUCGAAUUGGGUUCCGGUUCGGGGGUGAUUAUCACAGCUCUGGCCAAAAGGCUGGCCAGCUCCUCGCUAUGCCUGGCCACAGAUAUCAAUCCCAAGGCCUGCAAUGCCACCCAAAGAACAGCUGCCCGAAAUGAAGCACGUGUCAGUGCCAUACGUUGUAAUCUGGCAGAUGCACUGCGCCGGCGUUCCGUGGACGUCCUGCUUUUUAAUCCUCCGUAUGUGGUUACCAGCGACGAGGAGCUGCAAACCCAAAGGUUUGAUUCCCAGAGCAAAUCCGCAACAGAAGGUAAUCUGGUCUUCUCCUGGGCUGGCGGACAGGAUGGACGGCGCGUCACAGACAUUCUCCUGAAGCAACUGGAUGACAUUCUCUCGCCACGAGGGGUUCUUUACCUACUCCUCCUGCGGGAGAAUAAACCCGAGGAAAUUAUCAAACACUUAGAAGGCUUCAAAUUCAAGGCUGUUAAAUUUAUGGAGCGACGCAUUCCUGGGGAAUAUCUAUACAUACUAAAGGUGACCAGAUGCUCAUCAUGACUUGGCUAGUUAUAUUUAAAUUA
Drosophila serrata is the source of this 702-nucleotide messenger RNA. RefSeq names its product HemK methyltransferase 2 (gene HemK2). The record is from RefSeq and is a predicted model, not a curated record. Gene Ontology annotation, biological process: methylation. Gene Ontology annotation, molecular function: nucleic acid binding; protein methyltransferase activity; S-adenosylmethionine-dependent methyltransferase activity. Lineage: Eukaryota; Metazoa; Arthropoda; Insecta; Diptera; Drosophilidae. Gene Ontology annotation, cellular component: eRF1 methyltransferase complex.